Molecule: messenger RNA, 1820 nt
Organism: Vigna radiata var. radiata (mung bean)
Lineage: Eukaryota; Viridiplantae; Streptophyta; Magnoliopsida; Fabales; Fabaceae
Product: probable protein phosphatase 2C 72
Exons: 5
Coding region: 125-1249 (374 amino acids)
Biological process (GO): protein dephosphorylation
Molecular function (GO): protein serine/threonine phosphatase activity
Source: RefSeq, a predicted model, not a curated record
UUCAGCUUUCAGGAAUGCUAUACAAGCCACCAUGGAUAUUUAUAUAUUGUACUAUUAUCAAAGAUAUUUCAUAUAUAUAGGUGCAGUGAUUUCACUGCAUUGAUAAAGUUGAAGGAUUAGUGAAAUGGGUAUCUGCAUAUCAGUUCCAGAAAAAGAUGAUGAUGAUGAGAAUGUGACAAUAUUUGAAGAAAGGAAGAAGGUCCUGAAUGGGAGUCAGAGACUCUUCUCUGUUUACUCCAAACAGGGUACCAAAGGACUCAACCAAGAUGCUGCCUCUAUUCACCAGGGUUAUGGAACGGAAGAUGGAACAUUUUGUGGUGUUUAUGAUGGUCAUGGAGGGAAUGGACACAGAGUGAGUAAAAUAGUAAGCAGUCAAUUAUCUUCCCUCAUUCUGGAACAAAAGAAUGUUCUUGAAAAGAUUGAUGCUAUAGAAAAUGGUUGUCACAACACCACCCCAAAAAACCAUGUUGGCACAAUGAAAGAAAACUCAGAUGCAAACAACUUUCAGAAAUGGAAAGAAGCAAUUGUUAGUGCCUUCAAGGUGAUGGAGAAAGAGGUCAAGCUUCAGCAUAAUCUAGAUUGCUCUGGCAGCGGAACCACUGCUGUAGUUAUCAUAAAACAGGGUGAAGGUCUUGUCAUAGCAAAUCUGGGUGAUUCGAGAGCAGUGAUGGGAACAAUAUGUGAAGAAAAACUCGUAGCUACCCAAUUGACCACGGAUUUGAAGCCCGAAUUACCUCGAGAAGCAGAAAGAAUAAGAAGGUGCAAUGGUUGUGUGUAUGCAUCAAAGGAAGAACCAGAAAUCCAGAGAGUGUGGAUGCCCAACAAUGAACACUCCCCUGGCCUAGCCAUGUCUCGAUCUUUUGGAGAUUUCUUGCUCAAGGAUUAUGGUGUUAUUGCUAUCCCAGAUAUUUCUCACCACCCUUUAGCAUCAAGUGAUCAAUUUAUUGUUCUUGCUAGUGAUGGGGUAGGUGAUAUUUGCAGAAAAGAGUGUUAUGUCUGCAUGCAAGAUUCAAAACAAAAAGAAACAGUUAGCAGCACACUAUUUAUCAGAGUGUGGGAUGUACUGAGUAACGAUGAGGUUGCAUCAAUUGUGUGGAGUGCAGAGAGUGAAGAGGUUGCAGCAAGAGCAGUAGUGGAAGCAGCCACUGCUGCAUGGAAAAACAAGUUUCCUUCAUAUAUGGCAGAUGACUGCACUGUGGUUUGUCUCUUCUUGCACCAGAAACCACAACUUCAGCCCUUUAAAAACUAACCUUCGUUAGUUAGUGCUCCUUCACUAAUAUUCUAGACACCAUUUCCUCAAAUCAUGCUUUGUGAAAAGUCCACAAUGAUGUUCAUUGAAAACUAGAUGUUGUUAGCAGGGCCAAGAAACUGAGAAAGAGGUAUUGCUUCAAUCACUGAUAGAUAUUGCAUGUAUUUCAGCGAGCGUUUUGUAGAGUUAAUUUUAAAUAAAAUUGAUAUUCUUAAAAUUAAAUAAUGUAAUGCUUUUAGAUGUUUUAUUUUAAAAGAAAAUAGUGAUAAUAUACAAUUUAUAGCCAAACAAAAAAGUUUGCUUUAAAAUUAAUUUAAAUAAUUUAUUCUAGAUCCAUACACUCAUAUAAUACCGAUUAGUCACUUACUGUACAAAUUUAUCGAAUAUAAUACCGACUAAUUCAUAAGUGAAGGAUCAAUAUGUAGUGUAUUUGUCCAAGACUAGAAACUCUUCACAAUAGUUCUCAUUCAUUUCAAGUGCAUCAUAAAAAAUCUUAUGCUAUAUAGUAAAUACCCUCUCUUCUCAACACAAGAAAAAAUCCUUCCCAGUAAAAUCCAAAUGCAAAAUACUG